Molecule: messenger RNA, 1889 nt
Organism: Zophobas morio
Lineage: Eukaryota; Metazoa; Arthropoda; Insecta; Coleoptera; Tenebrionidae
Product: sodium-coupled monocarboxylate transporter 1-like
Exons: 8
Coding region: 49-1785 (578 amino acids)
Biological process (GO): sodium ion transport; transmembrane transport
Cellular component (GO): membrane
Molecular function (GO): symporter activity
Source: RefSeq, a predicted model, not a curated record
GUUCGCAGUGUGUUUUUCACUUUAUUUUUACUACUUAUUAAUGUAAAAAUGUCUUCAGAAGACGCCACUGCUGUUUUUAGUAUUUUUGACUACGUUGUAUUUGCAACAAUGUUGAUUAUUUCUUCGUUGAUCGGUAUCUAUUUUGCCUAUUUUGCCAAAGUUAAGCAAAAUACGCCUUCUGAAUAUUUGAUGGGUAGCAAGUCUAUAGGAGUGCUGCCGAUGUCGAUGUCGUUACUAGCAAGUUACGUGUCUGGUAUAAGCUUACUAGGGUUUCCAGCUGAAAUGUACACCUAUGGAACUCAGUUGUGGAUGGUCCUAUCGACUCAGCCCCUGGUUGCAUUAACACUGAUGUAUAUUUUUUUACCUGUGUAUUAUAAAUUACAACUGACGUCCACCUACGAGUAUUUAAAUCUUCGGUUUAACCAUACAGUAAGGUUGCUAGGGUCCGUGUUGUUUCUAAUAGAGACGAUGCUCUAUAUUCCUAUAGUGAUUUACGUGCCAGCUCUAGCAUUCAACCAAGUCACUGGAAUAAACCUACACCUGAUAACUCCUGCUGUGUGCAUUAUUUGUAUUUUCUACACCACACUAGGUGGUUUAAAAGCUGUAGUAUGGACUGACGCAAUUCAGACAGUCUUGAUGUUUGCAUCCAUGAUUGUUGUUGUUAUCAUGGGCAUGGAAAGCGUUGGGGGGUUUAGCGAAGUUUGGAAACGAAAUCAACAUGGAGACAGAUUAGACUUUUUCAAUUUGGACUGGGAUCCUACGUUACGACACACACUGUGGACUGUUGCUAUUGGACACUACUUUUCUUGGUUGGCUACGUGCUCCGUCAAUCAAACUAUGGCCCAGAGGUUUUUAGCAAUGCCUACUCUUAAAUCGGCUAGAUUGACCGUCAUUCUCCUAGUUCUUGGAAUGUGGGGUUUGGUUUCCCUCUGUUGCUGUGUCGGUCUGAUCAUUUACGCCUACUACCAUAAAUGUGACCCAAUAACAAAUGGUUCAGUCGCCAAAUCUGACCAAUUAGUGCCCUAUUUUGUGAUGCAUGUCGCCACUGUCAUUCCCGGCUUGCCUGGACUUUUUGUCAGCGGAGUUUUCAGUGCUGCCCUCAGCUCCAUGUCCACCGGUUUGAACUCCAUGACGGGCGUCAUCUUCGAAGACUUCAUCAAACCCAAACUAAAAAAACCCUUGUCGGCAGCUCGAGCAAGUUUUCUCAUGAAAAUCAUGGUAGUGGUAAUAGGUACCAUCUGCGUUGCGCUCGUUUUCGUCGUAGAAAACUUGGGAAUGCUUAUCCAAGCUACUCUAAGUCUAGGCGCCAUCACAGCUGGACCCACUUUGGGGAUUUUCGUCCUAGGCAUGUUUUUUCCUGGUGCCAAUUCCAAGGGCGCUAUCGUCGGAGGAGUAGUCAGCGGGUCACUGAUCGGGUGGAUUUCUAUAGGCACCCAGAUGAAAAUGGCCCAAGGAGUUAUAACCUUUCCGAAGAAAAAUGUGUCGAUUGAAGGGUGUGACUCCUGGGUUUCGGGGUAUUUGAGUAGUGUUGUGGCACCACAAGUCGGCAAUAAGGAGGUCGAAUCGGUGUUUGCUCUGUAUAGAAUGUCGUAUAUGUACUAUACUGUGGUUGGUGCUGUGGUAGCGGUUGUUGUGGGGUACAUCGUGAGUUUGGUAACAGGCGGGACUGAAAAACAAGUUCAUAGGGAUUUGUUGUCGCCGAUUGUCCACAGGUUUCUGAAUGGGGAGCGCGAAGCUGACACUAACAACAGAAAAGAUUUAGUGAUGGAUACGGAGUUAACUUAGCAAUUUUCGUUUUUAUUUUCAGUUGUUCUUGUUGAUUGGCAUUUUUGUCACAUUUUAAUUAUAAAUAGAACUCUUGUCAGUAAUAAUAAAACGGUCAUAGUGAU